AUGAUUUGUGAUGCCACUUUUCGGUUUGUUGACGUAGUCGCAAAGUGGCCUUGGAGCGUUCACGAUUCAAGGAUCUUUCGUGAAAGCGCCAUACGUCAGCGCUUUGAAAGAGGUGAAAUCGACGGUCUUCUGCUUGGUGACUCUGGCUAUGGAUGCAAGAGGAAUCUUAUAACACCAUAUCAAAACACCGACAGUCCUUGUAAGGAACGGUUUAACAUAUCCUUAUGUCGAACAAGAGUGGUGAUUGAGCAAGCUUUUGGCGUUCUCAAGCGUAGGUUUCCAUGUCUACAUUAUGGACUUAGAGUAAAACCUGACAGAGCAGCCAAAAUAACAGUCGCGUGUGUCAUUCUUCAUAACAUUGGAUUAGAGAGGCAAGGCAUGUUUUCACGAACAUGUGAGGAUGACACGGAUCAGCCACAUGUUGUUUAUGAAGGAGAUGGGUCUGGAAACAGUUACAGAGACCACAUCGCAGAAUCUUUAUUUUAAGAACAUAUAGUUAUAUAAUAACAAGGGCUGUAUGCAACACAUGCAUGCCCCCCAUAUGGCCUGUCAGUUGUAGUGGUAGCCAUUGUGUGCAUACGUUUAUUGUCACUGUGAUCUUGACCUUUAACCUGAAAAUCAAUAGGGGUCAUCUGCCAGUCAUGAUCAAUGUUCCUAUGAAGUUUCAUGAUCCUAGGCCUAAAUAUUCUUGAGUUAUCAUCCUGAAACCAUUUAACUGUUUUGAGUCACUGUGACCUUGACCUUUGACCAAGUGACCUGAAAAUUAAUAGGAUCAU
This is a messenger RNA of Dreissena polymorpha, 776 nucleotides long. RefSeq names its product putative nuclease HARBI1. NCBI's taxonomy places the organism in Eukaryota, Metazoa, Mollusca, Bivalvia, Myida, Dreissenidae. The record is from RefSeq and is a predicted model, not a curated record. The coding region runs from base 1 to 486 and encodes 161 amino acids. The transcript has 3 exons.